Molecule: messenger RNA, 1516 nt
Organism: Erinaceus europaeus (western European hedgehog)
Lineage: Eukaryota; Metazoa; Chordata; Mammalia; Eulipotyphla; Erinaceidae
Gene: IDO1
Product: indoleamine 2,3-dioxygenase 1
Exons: 10
Coding region: 53-1264 (403 amino acids)
Biological process (GO): 'de novo' NAD+ biosynthetic process from L-tryptophan
Cellular component (GO): cytoplasm
Molecular function (GO): metal ion binding; heme binding; L-tryptophan 2,3-dioxygenase activity
Source: RefSeq, a predicted model, not a curated record
UGCUCUGAGAUGCCUCAGAUACUGAGGAGAACCAGAGGAGUAGACUGAAAGAAUGGCUCAUGAUAGAACAUCUUCUAUGAGAAGUUCUUGGAAAAUAGACAAAAAGCAUCAUAUAGAUGAAGAUAUGGGCUUUGCUCUACCAAAUCCAAAGGAGGAUCUACCUCACCCUUAUGAUGCCUGGAUUCAAAUAGCAAAAAAUCUGCCUAGAUUGAUUGAUGAUGGCCAGCUGCGAGCAGAAGUUGAAAAGCUACAAGAACUUAGCAUUGAAGGUCUCCAAGGGCACAAAUCAGAGCGCCUUGCACAUUUGGCUCUUGGAUAUAUCGUCAUGGCAUAUGUGUGGAAUAAAGGUGGUGAAGAUGUCUGCAAGGUCUUGCCACACAAUAUUGCUAUUCCUUACUGCAAACUCUCUGAGAAGCUGGGGCUUCCUCCUAUUCUAGUUUAUGCAGACUGUGUCUUGGCAAACUGGAAGAAAAAGGAUCCCAGUGGGCCCAUGACUUAUAACAAUAUGGAAAUUUUGUUCUCAUUUCCUGGUGGAGACUGUGGUAAAGGAUUCUUCCUGGUUUCUCUGUUGGUAGAAACAGCAGCUGCUUCUGCAAUCAAAGUUAUUCCCACUAUAUUUGAAGCAAUGAAAUGUCGGGACCUGGAUUCUUUGCAAAUGGCACUGAGUGAUGUAGCUUCUUGUCUCAACCAAGCCCUCCAAGUAUUUCGUCAAAUUUAUGUAUAUGUGGACCCAGGAAAGUUUUUCAAUGUUCUUCGCAUUUACUUAUCUGGCUGGAAAGGCAAUCCACAGCUGCCAGAUGGUCUGAUCUAUGAAGGUGUGUGGGACACGCCAAAGAAGUUUGCUGGGGGCAGUGCAGCCCAGAGCAGCAUAUUUCAGUGCUUUGAUGUUCUUCUGGGUAUCCAACAACGUACUGGUGGAGAAUCUGCUGAAUUUCUCAAGGAAAUGAGAACAUAUAUGCCACCAGCUCAUCAGGAAUUUCUCCAUUCAUUAGAAUCAAGCCCCUCUCUCCGUGAGUUUGUCUGUUCAGAAGGUAAUGCUAACCUGCAGGAUGCCUACAAUAAGUGUGUGAAUGCCAUGGUCUCCUUGAGAAACUACCAUUUGGUUGUAGUAGAUAAUUAUAUUGUGAAACCAGCACGUGAGAAGUCUCAGCAGAACCAAGCAUCUAAGGAACCAUCAGAAAAGGAAAACAAAGGAACUGGAGGCACUGAUAUCAAGACUUUCCUAAUGGAUGUAAAAUCUACAACUGCAAAGCACCUGCUGUAAGAUUAGUGUGAUCCAACAAGGAUACAUUAUGUCAAUCAAUACAAAGAUGUCAGCAAACGUUAGUAUCACUAUAUAUAAAGUCAAACAUACUGAUCAUCGAUGUGCAACAACUUCUUCAUAUCAAUAGCAUUAUAAAAUAUCUCAAAAUAUUUUCUUAUAUUUCUCCUUUUUUGUUAGAAAAUUAUAAAAAUAAAUUAUAUCUGAAGCUUUAUAAUGUAUAUCUUACAUUUUAAAAUAAAUGAUAGAUUUCAA